Molecule: messenger RNA, 4266 nt
Organism: Vespula pensylvanica (western yellowjacket)
Lineage: Eukaryota; Metazoa; Arthropoda; Insecta; Hymenoptera; Vespidae
Product: protein GPR107
Exons: 10
Coding region: 82-1869 (595 amino acids)
Biological process (GO): transport
Cellular component (GO): Golgi apparatus; membrane
Source: RefSeq, a predicted model, not a curated record
AGUCUUUGCUCGCGUAUUGCUGAGCGCGUGUAUAAGAUUGUUCAGUGUUAGGUAACGAAUCCUACGUGAUGUGACAUUUCUAUGAUCACAAACAACUCAAAAAUGUAUUCGCAAAGCUUUUUCGCUUCGUGCUUUUGGACUUUGUUAACAAUCACAGUGGUUACAGCUAGAAUUCAUAAACUUGAAAUACGGAAAGACACAAGGAGAUAUAUAUCGCUCAGUACGUUUGGUUUUUACAAAGAUGGUAUUCUUAAUGUCAGUCUUACGAAUUUCAAAGCAGAUCCUUUAGACAAAAAUGCAGUGUUUGGAUUUAGUCUGGACCGGACGCUUAGCGACGCAGUAAAUCCUUAUUUAGAUAGUCAUCAAGAAAGAUGUGUGCUUCAAAAUAUAUCCAAUCCUAAAACAGAGUUAAAGAAGAAGAAUGAUAGUACUGUUAUAUACUUUACAAUGGACUUUACAAAUUUAUCAUUGAAGAUAAAUUGCAGUCACAAUAUACAUACAGUUCAUAUAUAUAAAGACUCUAGUUUGAUACCAGAUUUUAGGAUGAAAAGAAAUUCUAUGCCAACAAAAUUUAGUGAUACAGCGCUUUUUCCAAGACGGAAACGUAACAUAUCUAUUCAUGAAAAUGAAAAACCCAUCAAAAAAGACGAGAUUGAUCUCAAAUUAGACUCGUAUAGUUGUGCUCAUUUAGCACAGGCACCCUUACCGAUGACCAUGGAAAUUAUAAAGGGUAAAAUGUAUUAUAACACGAGCUUUGCCAUGUACAUAGCUAAUAAAGAAGAGGAAGGUCUUUACAAUCUUUAUUUUCAUAAUUGUCCUAAUUAUAAGGACGAUACUCAAGUUGCUGUAGAUUUUACGAUACAAAUAGCUGAAAUCAAUCAUGGAAAUUUUCUUAGUGCUGGAGAAAUGCCUUUACCAGCUUUAUAUUUUAUGAUGGCUUUUUUAUUCCUUUUUUCUGGCUGCUUCUGGGUCUUCAUACUUAAGAAGAGCAAGCACCCUGUCUUUAAAAUUCAUUAUUUAAUGGCAGUACUGGUAUUUCUGAAGUCUUUAUCUUUACUAUUCCACGGCAUCAAUUAUCAUUUUAUUCAAACGAAGGGUGAACACGUAGCAGCGUGGGCGAUAUUGUAUUAUAUUACACAUCUGUUAAAAGGUGCUGUACUGUUCAUUACUAUUGUCCUUGUUGGGACAGGAUGGACAUUCAUUAAACAUAUUUUGGCAGAUAAGGACAAAAAGCUUUUCAUGAUCGUCAUUCCAUUACAGGUAUUAGCAAAUGUUGCGGAAAUAAUAAUAGAGGAAGGCGAAGAAGGCGAUAUAGAGAAUCAAACAUGGCGGGACGUUUUUAUUCUCGUGGAUUUGCUUUGUUGCGGUGCUAUUUCAUUCCCGAUAGUUUGGAGUAUCAGACAUUUACAAGAAGCUGCUCAUACGGAUGGCAAAGCGGCUGUUAAUUUACGAAAACUCAAACUUUUUCGACAUUUUUAUAUCAUGAUACUCGGUUAUAUAUAUUUUACCAGAUUUAUAGCGUACUUACUGAAGAGUACGGUACCGUUCCAAUACGAAUGGUUAGAUGAAAUGUCUCGUGAAAUGGCAACUUACGUUUUCUUCGUUUUAACGGGUUAUAAAUUUCGACCAGCCUCCGCGAAUCCUUAUUUCACAUUAACAACUGAUGAAGUAGAUCAAGCUGACGAUGACGAUGAAAUGGAUAUUGUCCUCUUUUCUAGCGUUAGCGGUGGUAGCGGACUUACCGAGAAUCUCAGUAAAGUUAGCAAAGUCUCCAAAGUGGUAAGGCCAACGACCUCGGAAAUUCCAUCUACUCAAGAGGAAAGGGAUAGUCUUUUUAAUAAAAAAGAUGCCACUCAUGAGUAUGAUUGAACACAUGAACUAUACCUAAUAGAUCGAUUUUGGGUAUGCUCCGUGUGUAUAACGUAUGUGUAUUUUGUAAAAUCUCAAUAUGCUUUUUUGCGAGUAAGAUGAACUUUGCGCACUUUGCGAAAAAGAGAAAGAGAGAGAGAGAGAGAGAGAGAGAGAGAGAGAGAGAGAGAGAGAGAGAGAGAGAGAGAGAGAGAGAGAGAGAGUAUGAGAAAGAAUAAUAUUGAAAGAAAGAGUUUACAAUGUAAAGCACGAGAUAGUUGUAAAAUAGUUAACUCGGAACUUUCUGUAUAUUUCCUAUACUACAAGGUGAUUCACGCAACUGUAACAAGCUAUAUAUUUUUUCUUUUUUGGUUGAAGUUAGAAAAAGAUGUCGGAGGGAAAAGAUGUAUGAUUUAAAAUGGAUUACAUAUUCAUAAUCAUAUUUUUUUGCAAGUGCAUGUGCAUUUUGUAAUUGCAUUAUUAUCUUUUAGAUAGGAAGCUUUUAGAUAUUUUGCUUCUAUUUUAUUGUUACAUACACUAUAUUAUUAUUCGUAAUUAUUCACGUUAUUCACGUAAUCGUUCAUUCUACGUAAGAAAGUAUUAGGGUAAGAUGAUCAAGAAAUGAUUAAUUAAAAUGAUAAAUGAUUAAUUUUGAAAAACAAAGUCUUUAUUAAAGAUGUUUAAAUGCUUUUUCAUUACGUUAUAAAUAUUUCGUAAAACGCUUUUUAAUUUGAUUUCAUAACUGAAUUGAGUUGAUUUUUGGUAAUUAUUAUUACCAAAAUUUAUGUAUUCUGUUAUUUUUUAUUUUUAUUUAUUUUUAAGAAUUUUAUUUUUUAUUCGUUUUAUUACUUGAAAAAUGUGAUAUUUCAUAUAUUAUAAGUUGUACAUCUGUGCUAGGUUUCAUACUCUCUAUUAUAAUAAAUUAUCAUUGAUUGAUAAAACUUUUCCGAAUACAUAUCUGCUUCUUUUAUGAAAACAAAUAAUGAAAAAAAAAUGUAAGAAGCGUUUUCUUUCUUUUUUUCUUCAAUUUAGCUCGUGAAUUAAUAAUUCUUUGAUCAUGUUAUUCUAAUAAUUUUUUAGGUAGAAUGACGAGGAUACAAAAAAAAGGAAAAUUUAGAUUUACAAAAAUGCGUUUGUACGCGCGAAAAAAUGCGAUCGUGAAUAUAGCAAUUUAUCUUGAAUUAAUCAUCGUUUUCCUCUAACAUUUUUUUCUAAUUUCAAGCAAAAAAAAAGAAAGAUAUAGUUUGUUAUAUAGUUGCGUGAAUUAUCCUGUAUAAAUAUACGACCGUUUCAUAUUCCUUAGAGAAUAAAAUAAUAAAAGCGAUAUAUCGCGCGCCGCAGUGGUAGUUAAAAAGCAAUCGUACAACUUUGUAUUAUUAUUAUUAUUAUUAUUAUUAUUAUUAUAUUAUUAAUAUUAUUCUUAUUAUUACUAUUAUUAAUAUUAUCAUUAUCAUCGUCAUCAUCAUCUUGUACUUAAUGACAAAAAAUUCAAUCAUGGCAAAGUACGACUGCGGCAUGCAUUUCGUACAGAGAUCGUAACUUAAUAAGUAUGUAUGACGUACUUUAUAUUUUAUACGUCGAAAUAUUCUCGUUUUGAUCAUGUAGUACAUCCUCCCUUCCCUUUUACUUCCUCGCUUUUUAUGAGAUUCUACAUGUUAUUAUUCGGCAUUUGUUACGUUCCUGCAGUGUUUUAAAAGUGUUUAAGAAUGUUACAAACAAAUCUGUUAAAGGACUUCACACACAGAUAAUUCAUGAUACGACACUACGUUCAUUAAGUGCUGAUGAUAUUAUUUUUUUUCACUUUUUCUUUUUUUUUAAGAAUUCUGUAAAUAAGAAAGGAAAAGGGAAUUAUAGUUCGUCCUAAUCUUCGAGUUCCAUUGAAAAAUCAGCGUUGACAUCGUUCCAUCAACGCGUUUGUCUUUUUGCCAUUUCCGAAGUCUCACAUUUUGAUGGAAUAAUUUUGUGGAAUUUUUCUAAGCAUUUAGACGACUAUCUCUAUUCUUAUCUUUUUACGACACGCUUAAGAAUUUUUUAAAAUAUUGUCGUCCAGAACUCUUAAGUAUGUUGUGAUAGGCGAUCCACGCCCGUAUCUAUAUACAUGAUUUAUCUGUCACAAUCUAAUUUCUUCUCUUUUUUUUUGUUAUUCGCACAUUAUAAUCUUUCUAAUGUGAACAAUAUAAUUGUUAUCUAUAUCAAGAGAUAAUUGGAAAGUCGAAACAUCAAAGAUGUUUUCUGUCGACAAAUUUACUAUAAUACGUUAUUGCGAAUAAUAUUAUUAUUAAACUAUUAUUAUUUAUGCAAUAUGUGUAUCAAUAUUAGUUUUGACAUUUGUUAUAAAUAAUACACUAUGUUAACGUGUAAUAAGCAGAAAACGACGGAAAAAAUAUUGAAAAAAAUAAAGCGGAUAUUUUUAUGAAA